This is a messenger RNA of Anarrhichthys ocellatus (wolf-eel), 7752 nucleotides long. RefSeq names its product transcription factor TFIIIB component B'' homolog. Gene Ontology annotation, cellular component: transcription factor TFIIIB complex. Gene Ontology annotation, biological process: RNA polymerase III preinitiation complex assembly. Lineage: Eukaryota; Metazoa; Chordata; Actinopteri; Perciformes; Anarhichadidae. The record is from RefSeq and is a predicted model, not a curated record. The coding region runs from base 125 to 6907 and encodes 2260 amino acids. The transcript is spliced from 29 exons. Gene Ontology annotation, molecular function: TFIIIC-class transcription factor complex binding.
AAAAUUGCGCGUCAUGAAAAACAUGGCGGACUAGUGUGUUCAUGGGGUCCGAUACUUGCUACCCGUCGUCGAUAAACGAAAGCUUAUUUCUCCCAACAAACGACAUAUUCUUGAACAGGGCGAAAUGUUUCGUCGGUCAAGAUUUAGUGCUCGGCCCAAUGUCGUUAAGGCCGGUAAAACGCCUCAGGAAGCCCCUUCAGCCAACCAGGAGGCCAGUGAGACCCCCAAAGACGUUGGUGAGAGCAGCGCUGCUGCUGCAGUGACAGACAUCCAGUCUGUUGUGACCCCAUCAGAAAAAGCUACAGCCCCAGGGGAUGGCAAUGACCAAAAUGGGGAAGGUGCCAGCUCCUCAGCAGCAGUCCAACGAAGGAAGCGGUUUUCCAUCAAGCCCAAAGUGGCCCCAGGCCGCCCCGCCACAGUUGCUCGAAUGCAGAAAUCCCACGUCAAGGCUGUCUCUGAAACUCCGAUUGAAGUCCCCGUCUCAGACCGUGACAAGCCAACUACGUCCAGCCAAACUGGGACUACGGUCGCCCCUCAGAGACUCCAGUCCCCAAGGAGACGGAGGCCUUCAGAAGAGAGCAAGCAGCCCAAAAUGCAACAUAAACCGGCCCUCAUCCCUUCUGACAGUUCAGAGCCUUCAGCUGACUCUGCAACAAAUCUGCCAGCGGACAGUGGCAAGGAAUUAGAAAGCACGUCAGACAGUCAAGUCAAAGGAGUUCCUUCCAGACUACCAGAUAAAGUCCCCCCUUCUCUGCCAGACAAAGAAGCUAUCGCGUUAUCAGAGAAAGCCAAGACCCUAGUAUCAUCUAAGAGUAGGCUUUCUAUCUCAGCACCAGCGUUGUCCUUGAGUAGACUCCUGAAUGACCCAUCAGACUUGCAGAGGAUUGCAAAAGCCCAAAAACUCAGAGCGUUGCUCAGACAGGAGAUGCAUAAAGAAAAGAAACUCAAAAAAUCAAAAACACGUGCAAAGGAAUUUACCUUAGAUCCUGCCAAAAUGACCAUGAGGGACCUCAUCCGUUAUCUACCACAGUCCAACCCCAUGACAUCGAGUGUAGAAGAAUCAGCUCAAGAGAAUGAGACUGUGGUCCCACCUUCUCCAGGAAAAGAAGUAUGUAAACCCUGCAGUUCACCAGAGAGAGAGCAGGAAGCUGUGGUCCUCCCUAAAUUAGGAAGCCCGAGGGAGGGGUAUGAAGAUGAAGAGGAAGAGGAAGAUGACGACGGCACGUUGGUUCCUCAGGUCAAAGUAGCCGAGGACGGCUCACUGAUCAUUGAUGAAGAGAGCUUGACGGUGGAAGUCCUGCGAGCCAAAGGGCCAAAUCCAGCCAACGAUCGGGACCCCAUCUUUGAGCGCGGCUCCACUACAACUUACUCGAGCUUCAGGAAGGGGACCUAUACAAAACCCUGGUCCAGUGAAGAGACGGACAUGUUCUUCCUGGCAGUUAGCAUGGUGGGGACAGACUUUUCCAUGAUUUGUCAACUGUUUCCUCUCCGAGCUCGAUCCGAGAUAAAGAACAAAUUUAAAAAAGAAGAGCGAGAGAAUUCCUGGAGGGUUGACAAAGCUUUCCGAGAGAGGCGCAAACUGGACAUAGAAUAUUUUUCGAAGCUACUAGAGAAGAUUCUGGAAGUUCAGAAAACCAGGAAGAAGCUGAAGUCACUGGCUGGGAAGAACUCACCCAAGAAGACCACGAGAAAGGCAAAAGCAGGCAAAAAAGCUGCAAGGAAGCUGAGUGUUGUGGAGGAGGAAGACGAGGAAGAGCAGAAGGUAAUUGCUGCUUUGGAGGAGGAGGGAGAGAAAGAGAACGAGGACCUCUGUAAUGAGGGAGGAACUGACGACGUGAAGCCUAAGAAGAAAUGCAAAAGAAAGAACAGAGAGGAUGCCUUGACUGAGGAACCAAAUGACAAGAAAAACAAAACGGGUGAAAAGAGCAAUGAACAAGAUGAGGCCUACACACCUGGGGACAGUGAGGCAGCACUUCCUGAAGACUGUCCAACAUCAGACAUAUCUGAAAAGACCGAGAGUGUGAAUGAAGCCAAGGAUGCCAAGAUCAAGCCAGCUAAACUCUCCCGAGGCCGAGGCCCAAAACCACUGCUGCCUUUGGGCCGGAAGUGGGGUAAAAAGCCCCCACCACCCUCCACAAAGACCAACGACACUGCGUCAGAUAAAGGGGAGGAGAGUGUAAUUGACGGAGGUGCUGAAGACCAGGUAAAUAAAGAUGCCUCACCUUUAAGUCAAGCUGAUAAGAAGAAGUCAGCCAAUGAUGACUCUGAAGAAGAGGAUGCCACCGUUCAACCUCCGAGGCCUACCAGGUAUGGGAGAAUGCCCAAACCCAUCAAGCUGUUGAAUUACCCCGCCAAAGAGGCUGCAUCUGAAGCAACUCCUGCCUUACCCGAGGGGUCCGCUGCUUCUGCUGCCAGGCCUAAACCCAAAUGCACAGCCAAGAGGGGAAGAUCAUCAAAGCUACAAUCAUCCCAAGAGUCCAAAAAGCCUAAACUAGUCACCCUCAGGGCUUCUCACUCAGACUACAGUGAUGAUGAGGAGGAACAGCAGCGAGAAGAAGAUGUGGAGGAGGAGGAGCCCGCUGUAUGUAGCUCCAGAAAGGACAGCACUGCCCCUGUCUUUGUGCCUGCCGGCCUGCGCUCCCCACGGCCUGUGAUUUCAGAAGUGGAGGAGACAAUGGAGGAGCUUGAUAUCUUGGCCAAUAUUCCUGAUGUGUUCGGCAUCUCCCAAGAUGCACUGUGCCCUGAUGCCUCUUGCGAGCGGGCACAAAAUGAGACAGGCACAGAUGAACCCUGUGACCAUCAGUUGGACCUGCUUGUUGAUGUGAUCGACCUCCUUACUUCAGACCCCACAGAAGUAUCUGAGGCCGAGAGCUACAAUGAGGCCGCUCAAACCCUGUUGACUAUCGGCCACCUGGCUCCCCUCCCUCAGUCAGCACAGAAUCAAAUAGACAUUCAAGAUCAUAAAGCAGGGACAACUUUAGCCGAUGUGAAUGAAACCAGCCAACACCUGGAAGAAGAGACUGAAUCAAAGGCUGCUGUACUUGAGGAAGACGGCGUCGCUCCUCUUCUGUCUACAACUUCUGAUCAUGGAGUAAAAGAAACAUCAGAAACUGUGACCAUUGUGGAGAUACUAAACAGCACAGCGGACAAUCAUGACAUUUCCGUUAUUGAAUCCACUGAUCAGAGGACUGGUUCUGAUAUGGACCCAACCUCUCAAUUGCAAAGUCCAGAGAGCUCAAAGAAAAAUUUUCCACAGACCAAGAAAGGACGCACAUCCAAGGUGAAACCAAAACCUAACCUAGGCCAAGCCUCCAGGACUGCUCUGUUAAAAUCCCAACCAGGGACAUCAACAGUAAGGAGAGCUGAGAAGAGCCACACAGUUGCUCCUGAGCUUGCUCAAACCGCAGAGACACUAGCGUCUGCAGAGGAAACCCCUAAGAUAGCAGAAACAUGUAAAAACAUGUUAAAAGAUGACAUUUCUUAUAUUGAAGUCAAACGUACAGAAGAGCCAUCGGGCAGUCGGAAGAGGUCUGUUAGUGAAGGACAAUCCCACGCAGCAACAUCACAGAGUGCAUCAGAAAACCAGAGUCACUACUUCUCCGAAGCCCAGUUGGAACCCAGUUUGGAACAGGCAACCGGAGACUCACGGUCAACAUCUGGGUCCACAGAUGAAGUGCUGAUGUCUCAUGUUGGGACAAUUGAAAGUAUUUGUAAUAAUCAGGUAACAUCUGACUCAGCAGUCACAGAACCCCAGACUGGACAAGGGUCAAACAUAGACUCAGCCCCAGUCCAGGAGAGCAGUGACCAUCCUGCUCCAUGUGUCACAGCUGUAGAGGAGUUACCCGUCAGUCAGAGAGAAGAGAGUGAAGUGGGAUCUACUCACCAGAGGAAGAGUCGAUUCCAGAAACCCAAAGUCAACUUAGCACAAAUAUCAAGAACUGUGCGUUCUAAACCUCAAACCACAAAAGAUACCGUAGAGGAAGACUCCAACACAGCUCCAAACCCCAAGUUCCAUGAAAAAACAAUAGCAGAAGUGGAAGCAGAGCCAACUUGCCUCACCUCUCCUGAAAAACCAAGUCGUCCUGAUCCUGCUUCAGAUUUGAUACCACUGGUGGAUUUAGGGACUACUCUCACAGCCACAGAAGAACUGUCUACAACUGAGGAGAAAAAGACAGAUGGUGAAGUUGUUGGUCAGGUAGAAUCAGAUGCAGUAACAUCACAUCAGAGUGUCUCAGAAAACCAGAAUGUUUCCGAAGCCCAGUUUACACCGAGGAGGGAACAGGCCACAAGAGAUACAAUGCCCAUAUUGGAGUCCUUAGAUGAGAAACUGAUGGCUAAUUUUGGGGCAGCUGAGAGUAGCUGUAACGAUCCACAGUUGACAUCCGACUCAGCAGUCACAGAAUCCCAGACUGAACAAGGGUCAAACAUAGACUCAGCCCCAGUCCAGGAGAGCAGCGACCAUCCCGCUCCAUGUGUCACAGCUGUAGAGGAGUUACCUGUCAGUCAGAGAGAAAAGAGUGAAGUGGGAUCUACUUUCCAGUCUAUGAGACGUCGAUUACAAAGAGUCCAACCCAAACCCAACUUACCACAGACGUCAAGAACUGCGAGGUCUAAACCUCAUACCACAAACGCCCCCGUCACACCCAUGCAGCAUGCGGACACACCCUCCAGCCAGACUUCAAGGCCUGAAUUCACUGAUAACACAACAGCAAUGGAAGAAGCACAGCCAACUUGCAGUACCACCCCUCCUGAAAAAACAAGCCAAAUUAAAAGUACCAGCACUGCUUCAGUGCCGGAACCAUCAAUGGAAUUAUGCUCUCCUCAUACAACCACAGAGGGAAUGUCUUCAGCUGAGCAGCAAAAGACAGAUGCUGGACGUGGACUUGACUCAAACUCAAAGGGCUCAGAACAAAAUGUUCUUCAAAGAAGGCCACGCUUUUCUAAGGUCAAACCCAAUUUAGGAUCGUCCCCAAGAACGACACGCGCAAAACUGCAGUCAAGUGACAUCAGUAAACCCCCAGAACAGUGCCACAUGGACGCCUCUUUAACCUCACAACAGCCUGUGGACAACAACAAUGCACAAACAGAGCAGGACCUCACAGGGACAGACGACCAGCACUUGACAUCAACACGUUGUUCAUUACGUACAGAACCUUUCAGCUCAACAAAGUUAGGACCUGCAGAGCCUGAGAAGUCACUAGACGGCACAAAUGAUAAGGUGGAGGCUGUACCUGCCUCACAAUGGGAGCGCAAACGGGACAUGUCCAUUAGAGCUACAGAGUCAAAUACCCAACCAACAGAUGAUCCAACACGCCCCACUAAUACACAGUCCACAGCCGAUCCAAAAGAAAGCACUCAGCAGCCACUUCCAGAGAAUGACUGUGAGGCACAGAGUCCAGAUGCAGUCCAACAAUGUUCUGAAGGGAAUCAAACAGCUGCCCAGAACACUGAUGGUAAUCAGUCGGAGCCAACCGACUCCCCCUCAAGAACAGCUCCACAGACUCGUAGAGGCCGGCUUAUUAAACCCAAACCCAGACUGGUUCGCAGCCGCCCUCCACAACCCCGACAAGAUCAGAAUACAAAACAAGCAGAAAAAGAAGGUGAGGAUGCUUCAGUUUGCCACAAACUUGUGUCUGAACUCCGACCUGACAUCCCAGACCCAGCAGAUGGAGAUAUUGAACAAUGCAGUAACCAAAACUCCUCUCCAAAGGAUCCUGGGUCCUCGCUGGGCUGCUUGACUCAGGAUGCAUCAACAUCAAAUACAGACGAGACCCAAAACCAUCUAAGUCUCUCAAUAGUUCCAGAGAUGUUGUCGCAGCAGGAGCCUUCUGAUCCAGAUGAACCGUUCUUCAUCCUCUCUCUGACUGAGAUCCCAGUCUGCCCAUUAAGCGAGGCGGUGGACAGUGUGCCUGAACACCUCCCUUAUCUUCCUGUAACUGAUGCGUCAAUAGAGCAACAGAGCGUUCCUGGAGAGAGUUCGACAGCAGCAGGAGAAGGGCCUCUCUCCGGGCCUGCGUCCCUGGAGGAGAGUGGUGAGACGGGCCUCGUCAGUGUACAAGAUGUUGGGCCUGACCCAGCUGCACGUGUGACACAACAGGAUUGGAUCAUGGAGAAUCCAGUGGAGCCACAUGAGAGUACUACAGUCCAUCCAUCUAAAUUAUCAGAGACCCUAGAGAAUAAUGAUGAGAUGGAAAUUCCUCCUGUUAAACCUGAUGGACCGCUGGGCACUAGAAGAAGAGGCAAAGUGCAAGUUAAGCCCAAGACUUCAAAGAGGAAACAAGCCAGCAAGACCCUCGCUACCGAGCACUCAGAGCUUCCUGGGCCUUCUCUGCAGCCAGAAGCAUGUGAUGACGUUGUCACUGAGCCACAGAAAGGAAGUGGUGAUCAUGUAGAUGUUGAAAAGGAGACUCUGACAGGUGGGGACCACCCUGAGGAUAGCAGCUCAGGAGCACAAACUACUCGGACUCGGGUGACUGGAAGUCGGAAUAGAAAAGCCAAAGGCUUCCCCCCAAUAAUGUCUGAGACAAACAUCACGGCCCCCGCAGGCGAUUCUCCACCUGGCAAAGGCACCUCCAAGGGCCCGAAGCUCAGAACUCCUCGUGCAGCUGGAAAACGAUCUACGCCAGCGCCUGUAGCCUCAACAUCACGUGACGUCGCUCCCACGCGCAGUGCGACACAGCUGACAGAAGACACCCACUCGACGUCCUUCACCACUUCACAGACGGAGGUGGACGUCGAACAGACCUCUGAGCACAGCCGAGUCACAACUCCUAACACUUCUCUGUGUCCAGCCGAGGUUUCAGCUUCUCAGCAGAGUGACUCUGUGGAGAGCAGCUCUAUAGAGGAGCCCACCAGUGUGUCUCAGUACUUCCUAUGUGACAUUUUUACAGAAGUGGAAGAGGGAUGACGGCUGUAGAGAGGUGGAGUGAAAGCGGGUGGCUUGCCUUUUUAAAAUUAAGUUAUGUCUGUAGGUUAAUUUGUGACCAAAAGCCUGUUUUGUUUUGUUGCUUUCAGUUGUAAUUAAGGGAUAAAGAUAUAUUGACUAUACUUUCACAAGCACUUUGUAUAUAUUUAGUAGUUUCCAUUAGUGAAAUGCCUUUUUUUUAUUUUAUUAACAAACAAUGUUACACCAUUAAUAACCAGAACACUGGUGAAUCACUUGAGUCAAAGACGUGGAAGCAUUUAUUCACUAUGUUUAAAUCCUCAGAUUCCCUUAUUUGGUUAUUAAAUACCUGUGAAAAUGUAAAUAUUGUAUAAUAGCAAAUAGGGUUUUUGGAUAUUUUUCUUUUCCAUAUCUGUUCCUUUUUAAUACUGACAGCAACACCAGUCUCAGGAAAACAUAUUCAAACGACGAUAUGUAUUUUUGUGCUAAGUUUUGUUUGUAUUUGAGAAAAAACAACGUCUUAAAAUUUGCUUUUAUUAAAAAAAACGUAACAUUAACAUUAACAUUAACAUUGCAUCAUUAUAUCUUGUAAAUGCACCCCAAAUACAGAGCAGAGGAAGUCACACUUUAUUUCAGGAGAAUGUUCCAUCAGUUAGCUUUCAUUGAGACAUUCUCUGGUGCUGCAUAUAGAUAGUGUUGUUCAGCUCAGUGUUCAAAGAGGUCCUUGUACAGAUUCACAGCAUUCAUAUUACUAUGUUUGAUACUUGAAACCAAAACACAUCAUGUGUUCUCUUCCUGAAAUGUUUCAUUGGUUUAUUAAAAGUAAAACAUGGAACUCUGUAAGAUCUGAAUAAAAAUGUAUUCUUCCA